Messenger RNA from Rhinolophus ferrumequinum (greater horseshoe bat), 1464 nucleotides. It is a transcript of the gene MYMK, whose product is annotated as myomaker, myoblast fusion factor. Gene Ontology annotation, cellular component: plasma membrane. NCBI's taxonomy places the organism in Eukaryota, Metazoa, Chordata, Mammalia, Chiroptera, Rhinolophidae. The coding region runs from base 290 to 955 and encodes 221 amino acids. The record is from RefSeq and is a predicted model, not a curated record. The transcript has 5 exons.
GGGACUUUUCUCUAAGGUUGUUGCCUCAGAGAAAAGAAGUGUGGUCUCUUUGAAUGAAUGACUCUGGCCUCUGAAAAAAGAAGAAAAAAAAAUCGGAGACAAGUGCUGACCACGUGUGCCUCAGCUGUUGGACCCCCUCCAUGUGCUGCACGACAUGUGUAGUCAUAUUCCUGCCUCCCUCCCGUCAGGGCAUUUAAACCACAGCUGCCAUCGGAGCCCCCACUGAAGGGAGCAGGCCUUCUCCUUUUGGGGACCCAGGAGGCCAGCACCCACCCUUCCUGCCCUGCCCAUGGGGACCCUCGUAGCCAAACUUCUCCUGCCGACCCUCAGCAGCCUGGCCUUCCUCCCCACCAUCAGCAUUGCUGCCAAGAGGCGGUUCCACAUGGAGGCCAUGGUCUAUCUCUUCACCAUGUUCUUCGAGGCGCUCUACCACGCCUGCGACGGGCCAGGCCUGUGGGUGCUCUGCUUCAUACGUCACGACACCCUGGAGUACUUCAGUGUCUACGGGACGGCGCUGAGCAUGUGGGUCUCGCUGAUGGCACUGGCCGACUUUGACGAGCCCAAGAGGUCGACUCUUGUGAUGUUUGGUGUUCUCACCAUUGCCGUGCGGAUCUACCACGACCGCGGGGGCUACGGGGUGUACUCGGGCCCCAUCGGCACAGCCGUCCUCAUCAUCGCAGCCAAAUGGCUGCAGCAGAUGAAGGAGAAGAAGGGUCUGUACCCCGACAAGAGUGUCUACACCCAGCAGAUAGGCCCCGGCCUGUGCUUCGGGGCGCUGGCUCUGAUGCUGCGCUUCUUCUUUGAGGACUGGGAUCACACUUAUGUGCACAGCUUCUACCACUGCGCGCUGGCCAUGUCCUUCAUCCUGCUGCUGCCCAAGGUGAACAAGAAGGCUGGAGGCGCAGGGCCCCCGGCCAAGCUGGACUGCGGCACCCUGUGCUGUGCCUGUAUCUGACUUUGCACCCCUACCCGCUCCAAGCCCCUGCCUGACCCGUCUUAUGCCUGGUGAGAGCCCUCCUGUCCUUCCCCAGCCCAGGCUGUCCAGGAGAAACUCUGUGCUCCUAUUCCGAGAGGUCCCAGGGGGUUGGGAAGCACCCACUGUGUUGAGCACUCCUGGAGAACCCAAGUACUAAGCUGGAAAGAAAAGACGUUUCUCCCUCCUCCUAGGCCUCGGGCAUGGCUGGACGGCAUGUCUGCAGAAUCCUGGAGCCAGCGUCUGUCCUCUCCACCUCCCCGUCCCCAAAAGUCCCAGCCCAGUCCCAACCACAAAGGGGUUCUGCCCACCACCCGGUCCUGUGUCCUCCCGUGCCAUCUGUUUUCUCUUGGAAACUGGCAUCACCACCUCGGUCCUAUGCCCUCAGGCUCUGAGCACGCCCACUGAGGAAGCCAGGGCCAGCAGGGCCAGCUCUGUCCCUGGCCCAGGCCUGCCUGCCCCUUGGCUGUCUCUCCAGCUGGGUCCCUACA